Molecule: messenger RNA, 16028 nt
Organism: Neocloeon triangulifer
Lineage: Eukaryota; Metazoa; Arthropoda; Insecta; Ephemeroptera; Baetidae
Gene: Pif1
Exons: 22
Coding region: 5843-12562 (2239 amino acids)
Biological process (GO): telomere maintenance; DNA repair; regulation of DNA-templated transcription
Cellular component (GO): chromatin; nucleus
Molecular function (GO): DNA helicase activity; DNA binding
Source: RefSeq, a predicted model, not a curated record
ACAAAAUAAAAAAUUUCUAAAUUUAUGAUGAAUAAAACGGAUAUACUGGUAAAUUCACUAAGAGCAAUCAAUCGUGAUAAAAAAAAAACAUAGUAUAGUGUUAAACCAUAAUUUUAUUCUUUUUAUGAGCGUUUCAAAAUCCAAACUAAUUAUUUUCAAAAUAAUAAACACUAGAAAAUUGUAAUUGAAAAAUGUUUUUGGUUAUCUCUACUAAUAAAAAGAAUGCAUUGAUCUAUUACAAAAAUUUUAAAACCAAUAUCUGAAAAAAAUUACUCGUUCAUUAAAAAUCUGCUGGCACUUAUGAAUGAGUAGUAAAGCAAAAAUGGAACUAUUUAAUAUUAUUGAAAUAUUUUAAAUGCAAUUGAUUAAAGAAAAAAUUUAAAAAAAAAACAACAAUUUUUUAAAACAUCAAUUUGAGGAUAAAUUAAAUUUUAGGACGAUUUUUUGGAAUUGCCAUAAAAAUUUCAUUUUCUAAAAAAAACUUCUUUGAAACCCUGAGGCAGUAAAAACACUUUUCAUGCAUAAAUUUUUUGCCUUUUCAUCAACUCCUACUCCCUAGAUAACACAAUCUUAAAAAACAAAGUGGUUGUAGUGGUUGAAAUUAGUUCUUUACUAAAACAUGAAUAGUACUUAUUGUUAGUCAGUAUUAUUUCGCCGGGAGCAAAGCUCCAUUCAAAUCAAUUUGCAUCCAAUUGGCGGAGAAAUUAAUUGCAAAAUCGUCGCUCCGUUUCACGCCGGCGGCCACAAGAGGGUGCGAUUAAUCUUGAUACCGAAGAUUUAAAUUGGAAAUUAAUUACAAUUAGCGCGGGCGGCGGCGGCUGCGUGGGGCUGUGCGCAAUUAGAGCGGCGGGCAUAAAUAAUUCAGAGCGCGCCGUGUGUUCUAGUUAAAUUAGCGACGACGCGAGUGAGCGUGCAUAUUAUUAAAAGCAAAGCGUGCGUGGCAACGCUAAUUGCGAUUUUCACACCAAUUUUAUCAGCGCAUCACGCUGCGAGCGAAAUUACAGACCUUGACUCUUGUUUGUCAAAUAUGCGUGUUCCCAUAUCCUUCCGACAAACUUCAACAGGAGCGAGUCUGUAAUUAAAAAAUAAAACAUGCACAACAAAUUUCCAGAAUCCAAUAGCAAGAAAUGGUAAAGAAUGUCUUAUUUUAACUAAAACUUUAAAAGGUGAGAAACCAUGGUGAUUUCGGAGCCACGAUAAAUUUUUGCUUAAUAUUUGUCCCAAAUUAGUAUUUUAAAUUAAUACUGGAUCAAUUUAUUAUUUUUUUUUUCUGUUGUGAAGAAUGUUGCCUGAUAUUCCAAACAAACUACUUAUAAAAGUGAGAAGGCGAUUGUCGAUAUACAAAUUUGUCAUCUUUGAAUAUUCGGUUUCGCCUCGCGCUUCCUCAGGCGACAGGUGAAACGUUCUCGGAAGCAGUCGACGCCGAAAGUGAUAACAGAGCCACAACUUUUAUCACGCACAAUUUUGUUACCGUCAACUUCAACACGUAGGCCAAUUUAACAAAACGCGACAACUGUCCAGCUCUAUAUAUUUAACAAAAAUAUUCUCGCAGUAAAACCACGGGACAGGAAUUUCCUCAAGUUUUUAUAUUAAUUGAACAUUAUUGAAUUAUAUAUUUUACAACUAAUCCACAAUCAACCUUGAUAAAUAAAUGACAUUAAAAUUCUAACACAAUAAAAUAAUACCAAGUCGCACUUUUCUUUCUCGACUGUUUUGCCGCGCAGCGCCGCAUCACCCGGUAGGGAACCCCAUUUCAACGACCCGUAUCGGCCCGAUUUCCGGAUUGGGCCCCGCCGGGCCCGCGCGGCCCAAAUACGUCUUUUCGGCUUUCGCGCUUUACUGCUCGGUACCUACCCGAGCGAGAAGGUUGGCGUGGGCACCGUUCGACGCGCGAUUAAAUUUGCUAAUUAGACGUCAUUGUCCGUUUUUCGCUCACGGCACUCCUUCCCACCUUAAAUUCAGGGUAAUUCUGAAAAUUCGCAAAAAAACGCAUUUUUUUCGCAUUCAAGUGCGAAAACGGCUGACAUAAAAAAAUCCAUAGAAACAGCGGAUCCCAGGGCGUUUUGGCCCGUCUGUGCGCUACAAUUUCCCGGGUAGACUCGAUUUUUCCGAUUUUUUUUGGCGGUAUGGCGGCCCUCCAAAGGGUGAAAAAACCGGUUUUUUUGAGAAAUUACAUUGCAAAAAGUCAAAAAUCGAAAAAAGUACAUCCAGAGAGUUGUGCGCCUUUGCGAGACGCGUCCGAAUCACCAUAGGACCAUGGGUCGCAUUCCCAUAGCAAAAAAGCCUUAGGCUUUUGCGAUUUAUGCAAAACGACCUUCCAAUGCUUUUCUUAUGGGAGAACGGGCGAGCAGACGCCGGCGGCCGCCGCGGCCGUUCCCGUGGUCGGAUUUUCGUUUUUCGCACACCAAAAUGAAGCUAAUUUUUGGGCCGAUUUUUCCAGGGGUCGCCCACACCCGCCGCGGCCGAAUUGCCGAUUUUUCGGCAAAAAAUUUUCUUAUGGGAUUUAGCAUGCGUUUUCGCUCGACGCGAAUCGGGUCGCUCGAGGCGGGCCCACGGCGGCCCACCGGCGGUCCCACGGCCGAAAUUCGUCACCCGCGGCCGAAUUCGGCCACCCGCUGAUGAAAUAUGCACGAACCGCGGGGUUCCGGGGAAUUUUAUUUACACGCGACGCCUCCGAGUUUCGUCCGUCGCUUCGCCAACUCGCGGCCUGUGUUAUUCUUAUGGGGGAAAUAAGCAAACGCCGGAGGCCGCCGCGGCCGUUCUAGUGAACGGAUUUUCGUUUUUUAAACACCAAAAUGAAGCUAAUUUUUGGGCCGAUUUUUCCAGGGGUCGCCCGACCCCACCGGGGCCGAAUUGCCGAUUUUUCGGCAAAAACAUUUUCUUAUGGGAUUUAACAUGGGUUUUCGAUCGGCUCGAAUCGGGUCGCUCGAGGCGGGCCCACGGCGGCCCCCCGGCGGUCCCACGGCCGAAAUUCGUCACCCGCGGCCGAAUUCAGCCGGCCGCUGAUGAAAUGAGCAUGAAUCGCGGAGUUCCGGCGAAUUUUAUUAACACGCGGCGCCUCCGAGUUUCGUCCGUCGCUUCGCUAACUCGCGGCCUGUGUUAUUCUUAUGGGGGAAAAAGCAAACGCGCGAGGCCGCCGCGGCCGUUCUACUGGACGGAUUUUCGAUUUUUAAAAAGCAAAAUGAUGCUAAUUUUUUGGUUGAUUUUUCAAGGGGUCUCCAGGGCCCGCCGGGGCCGAAUUGCCGAAUUUUCGGCAAAAAAAAUUUCUUAUGACUUUUUAACACUCGAUUUCGCUCGACACGACUCAGAUCACUGGAGGCGGGCCCGCGCCGGCCCCAGGACCGAAACUCAUAACCCUUAUUAAUAAUUUUCGAUCAUACAUUUCAUUUUUUACAAAUUCUUUUCCUUAAUACUAUUCCAAUUUUAAUUCAAAUCAUCCUUUUGAUUUAUAAUUGCAUUAUACAUAUACAAAUUAAUUAUUAACAUUAUCUUUGCAAAAUGCAAGUCACACAUUUUCACCCUGCCUGAAAAAAUUCGUUCCCUUCACAUUACAUUUCCCAUACAUUUUAUGCCUUUAUUAAUAGGCCGUCAUCUAAUGCAACCAAGUACGCGGCAUUUCCUAGUUAGCGUUUCCCGCGCUGCAAUUCUGUGCAAGCCCAGACAUAAUUUUUCCGUCUGGAAUCGCCAGACAGCGCGGCGCGUCUCUCCUGCUGCACCCGCGUUCCUUCUCUUUCAGUCCCUCGCGCGCCAAGUGAAAAGUCUUCCGACUGACCCAGUGUCUAGUCCCGCUUUUGUGUGGACAAUUUCGUGCCUUUCGGACAAGUCAGUGACCCGUGCCGUGACCUGUUGUCGUGCCCCUCGCCUGAGCUUCGAUUCGCUGCAAUUAUUCCGCUAAAAUGUAACCAACGGUAAGUUUUUGCUCCAUUUUAAUAUUAGGUCAGCCGGCCCUAAUUCUAUUCUCUCCAGUUUCUGCCGUUUCGCCGCACAUUGUGACCCCUGACCUGAUCACCUCGGUCACCGGACCACUCGCCACCGGCCGACUCAUCUAACAAAGGUUCAUUUUGGAGGGUUUUAAAUAAAAUUCUCAUGCAAGCAACACAUGGGUGACGCCAUUUCUUUCACGUAUCAACCAACAUUAAACCUAAAUUUUAUGUGCUGCACCGAUUUAUAACCACCCUGCUUUGCUUCUAAAUGAUUAUGGACACUUCGUUGUACAUAAUUCUGAAAAAAAUAAUUAAUUUCCACAUCGGCAAGACCAUUAUUUUUUUUAUGUAUGUCGCCCGCUACUAUUCGCCGGCCGCAAAACGUCAUCUUUCGCCUCUUUUUUUGUCAAUUUUCCCAACUAAUUAUCUAUAAUUAUACAUCUCUAUCCCACAAGAGGCAUUAAUUCUGCAUAAAUCUGAUAUAAUAUUUGUAUAAAUCAUGUCGCAAACCAUAUUUUUUUCGUCUUUCUCGCGACGACUUUGUGCAUUCUGCAUCUCGGGCCUCUUUUCGCCGGCCGACAAACGUCAACUUUCGCCUCUUUUUUUAUCAUUUUCCAAAACAAAUUGUCAUUAAUUAUGCAUCUCUGUCCAACCAGAGGCAUUAAUUCUGCAUAAAUCUGAAAUAAUAUUUGUAUAAAUCAUGUCGCAAACCAUAUUUUUUUCGUCUUUCUCGCCACGACUUUGUGCUUUCUGCAUCGCGGGCCUCUUUUCGCCGGCCGAUAAACGUCAACUUUCGCCUCUUUUUUUUAUCAUUUUCCAAAACAAAUUGUCAUUAAUUAUGCAUCUCUGUCCAACCAGAGGCAUUAAUUCUACAUGAAUCUGAAAAAAUGUUUGGAUAAAUCAUGUCGCAAUCCAUAUUUUUUCCAUCUUUCUCGCGGCGACUUAGUGCAUUCUGCAUCGCGGGCCUCUUUUCGCCGGCCGCCAAACGCCAACUUCCGCCCUCUUUUUUUUAUCAAUUUCCCCAACAAAUUAUCUAUCAAUAUGCAUCACUGUCCAUCCACAGACAUUCAUAGUACAUAAAUCUGGAAAAAUGUUUGCAUAACCAGGUUGCAAAAAUCAUUUUUCCCAAAAUUCUCAUGGCGAGUUUUUGCAUUCUGCAUCGCGGGCCACUAAUCGCCUGCCGCAAAACAUCAUCUUUCGCCCUUCUUCCCCCGAAUUUCCGCAUAUAAUAUUAACAACUUAUACAUCACAUUAUAUCCAAGCACAUUAAUUCAGUAUAAAUGUGCAACAAUGUAAUAUUGUCAUUUUUUUAUUUGCUUACUUCCAACUCCUCCAAAGCCCACUUUCAAUGACAUAUUAUUGGAAAAUCCGUUUCAUUCAAAUAAUUCAAUAUAAGAACCAUCAUUCUAACAGGGUCGUACUGCUUGCCUACCAAACCGCUAAAAUUCGCGUUAUUUCCAGGUACACCGGUCUCCAAAUUUCUUUCGAUGUUUCUAUUUUGGAUUUAAAGGUUUGUACUCACAUUACAAUUAUAUUUUUUUACAACUACUAAUAUUUAAAAAUAAUAUUGUUUCUAAUUCUGCCCUUUCAGAGCCCCCUUCCAUUUGUACAUUGAAAUUUUAUUACUUAUAUUAAUUCGCUAAUUUACUCUCGUUUUUCUUCAUUCCACAUUUCAGCAUACCCACUCAGUAACACAAGGAGUGUUGAACUGGGUGUGAUAGUCUUUUAUUAUUAAUGUUGUUUUUACCUUCCCUUUCUCUUUAUCUCCCCGUUUCACAUACCCCCGUCUUAUAUGUAUACAAAUGUUGCCUUACUUUUUAAUGCCCAUUUUUCUUUACAUUUUCCACUUUUCAGCAAACCUUCAAUACACCACAACACGGACUUUUUCUAAAUUUAUAAUUAAUUUCUGAGUUCGCAGUAUGCCGCGAAGAAAGAAAAACAACCUUAAAAGAUAUAAUGACCAAAAAAAGAGUGCAAGUGAGAGUGAGAGUGUCGCCAGUGCUCAAUUCAAGCCACCUCCAAGCCGGGCAGUCUCCGAGGCCAGAAGCAGUGGCUCGAGUCUGGCGUCCACUCGCACAAGCCUGCUGAGUGAGACGAACUCGGUGACGACCCGCUCCAUGAGCAAGAGGUUGCGGUCCUCUGCCGGUAACUCUGUGCCUCUGCCAAUUACUAAUGAACCAGUUAACGUGACGGUCUGGGCGGAAGAGGCUCGUCAGUUCCAAGCUGCUAUUUCUGGCGCUAAACAAUCCGAUCCAGAGUCACCUGCCAGCCGUGCUGGUAUCAAAAGGCCCAGGGGCAGACCACGCAAAACCCCCAACCUGAUUACUCCUACUCUCUCUCAGCAAGCGUCUGCAGCCUACGCUCUUGCUUCUCCUAAUGAUGGCAAACAACCACUGCAGGGUCCUCUAACGCAAAAUGGUGGUCAGAAUGCGGCAGCAUCUGUCAAUUCUUCCAACGGAACCAGUGUACCGAAAAAGAGACCCCGAGGCAGGCCUCGGAAAAAUCAGACGCAGACCACUGUCACUUCAACGCCAUCUUCUCGUCUGCCGUGUGAAGAGUCGGAAACAUCGCUAGCCGGCCAAACAGAUGAACUCAAUUCCAACCAAACCGAUUGUACUUUACCCAAAAAGAGACCCCGUGGCAGGCCUCGGCAAAAUCAGACGCAGGCCACUGUCGCUUCAACGACUCAAUCUCGUCCGCCGCGUGAACAGUCUGACACAUCGCAGGCAGGCCAACCAGAUGAGCUUAAUACACCACUCACUUCACACCGCAAAAAAAAUAGUAUUUCGGCUCGAGAAUUGGAAUCUCUAAAUUUGACCAAUGCUCCACCCCCUGCCCUCCAUCACACUAGAGUCACACGCACAGUAAUGAGUGGGAAAGAAACUGAUGGUGCUCGCACGCCAAAGGAUACCAGUGGCAGGUUCAGAAAGAAGACUUCUGACCCCACCAGAUGCACAUCUCCUGUGCGGAGACCAAUCCAAAGGCCUCAGACGCCACCUCAGUCUCCCCCACCAUUCGCUGAUAGUGAAUCCGUCUAUUCUGACAGGACUUUGAGACGCUCUGCGAGGAACGUGAACACCAGGCCCCAGAUUCAACCAGUCGCCGCUACUCAGAGUGGCAGCACACAAAGCCAGUCAAGUGCAGAUCCGAACGUUGACGACGGACGAGAUCCAGACUGGGAGCCACCACGGCAAUCAAACAACACAGUCAAUCCACGGCCGGUCGCAACGGUCGAUGAUAAUAUUCCCGACUUCCGUCGCCCAAACACCCCGCCUGCCGAGUUUCGGAAUAUGAAUGAUGAAAGGAAUUACCGCCGCGCCGUCAGAAACGGCACCUUUAAUAUUGCCAGGGGUCCCCCACCGAUCGAGAUCGAACGAUUCAGCCUCGGUGCGUGCGGUGAGCCGGAGUACGUAUGCACAAACUGCCUCGCAAUCUUCUACGAGGGUGAGGUGGACCCUGCUCAGAACCCUUUCUCGAAGUGCUGCGAGCGGGGGAAAGUACCUUACGACAAAGACGCUCCACCGUACCCUGAGGAACUGCUCAUUCUGGUGCGGGAAAAUGUCAAGCACCUGCGGCUCCUCAACAACCGUCUCUCUUUGGCAGCGUACAAGGCCAAGCGAGUUCACCUGGAUGGCUUUCCUUGGAUCUAUAAGACUUACGGCCAGAGCCGCAUGACGCUUGACAACGCAGAUCCCCUCCCGAAUCCGGCCGAGGCCAACUUUGAGCCAAACAGACCGGGUCCAAACGACCGGAGGCAACUGAACGACGUUCACCUGAGAUCGAACGCUCAGCUGGUGGCCAUCGUCGACCCAGCCACCGCCACGGAGGCCAUCGUCAACGCUCCCGGUGGUGACAAACUUAAACCAGAGGUUGUGGAAGCGUUUCUUACCUGGCUCCAAGAGAACAAUCCGCUCUAUAGAAUGUACACAAACAUGGAGACGCUACUCAACGAGCAACUCGCUGCCGGCGAGGAGGGCAGGGUCACUUUGGUCUUCAAGGAGCCGGGCAAGGACAAUGUAACGCUCAAGCAGCACACCCACGCGGUGCCCAGGCACGAAUCCGAGGUGGCAGUGCUCUACGAUGUUGUUGGCGAGCCUGCGACUCCUGGCAUUUACGUGCACCAGCACGGGGCCAACUUUGAGGUGCUCCCGACCCACCCUCUACGCGACGCCUUUGCCUACCCGCUGAUUAACCCUCGUGGAACCUUUGGAUGGCACCCCAACAUCAAACAUCAGGGCCCCAACGCAACCAACAUCCGAAACCGCGUGACCAUGAGGCAAUAUUACAGACAGCGACUGAUGCGUCGCGAUCCGCUCCAGCCAGAGUUGGCCAGCGGUGGCCUAACGCAGCAAGCAAUCAUCGAGUUCUGGCUCAAAAUUGAAGACUCGGAUCUGCAUUAUUUAAGAUCACAAAUGCCACAAGACCUAAUGAUUUCCAGCCGAGGCCACAUGCUGGCCCUUUUAGAACGCACCGUGCAGAGGCAGCGCGAUCAGGGUGUCCGAUGCGAGGCUGGAAGGAGCUUCGUCCUUCCCACGAGCUUCAGAGGUGGUGACAUCGAGAUGCAGCGUCUCUACCGGCACUGCAUCGCCAGCAUUAGGAAGACCGGGGCGCCAAACUUCUUUUGGACGAUGACUGCAGACCCAAAGCACCGCGACGUCCUCAACCAUCCAUCCUACCGGCCUAACGACGACAGCCUAAACGCAGAUCUCGUUUGUAGGGUGUUCUACAUGCAAGUUCGGGAUUUUCAAGAUCAACUUUUUAACAAAAAAGUAUGGGGAACCGUCAAGAAUUACGUCCAGGUGACGGAGUUUCUAAAGCGUGGAUUGCCUCACAUCCAUUGUGUCAUUACCACAGACCGAAAGAUCCUAACACCAGACGAUGUUGACGAAUUUGUCACGUGUGAAUUGGCCGACCCCAAUGUGCACCCCGAUUUCCACCGCGUCCAGGUCAAACACAACAUCCAUAGGCUCUGCGGACCACAAUGUAAGAACAAAAAGGGUGUUUGCAAGCGCGGCUACCGAAAACGUUUUCGCGAUGCCACCACCUUGGACGAUGGAAAGGGUUUCGUUGAGCCGCGGCGCCGAGACCUUGGAUUUUUUGUGGUCAUCCUCAAUUUCACUUACACGAACCAAGACACGGUUGGCACCAACAUCUACUUUGCCGUUCGCUACGAGAUCCACUCCAACCUAAACAUUUUUGUGAACAUUCGACAAGCCAAGUACGUCUUCAAAUAUGUGACGAAGGGUGUGGAUAAGGCCACCGUGGAGGUCACAUACCAAAAAUACGGUCACAGAAUCAGGAACCCUGACAAUCCAAACGCGACCGAUCGAGUCUUCCUUUCAAUGAGGAUGACUGGCAACCCUGAGACCGGUGAAAACGUACAGAUCCUCAUUGAUGAGCUUAAAAUGCACCAGGAGACGCGUUACAUGACGGUCAUGCAGGCCAUCUGGCGCAUCUUUGCGUUUGAGAUGCAGAAGAGUUUCUUUGCCGUUGUGGAGCUCAACGUUCACUUGCCCGAGGACACGCCCAUCGUGUUCAGGGCCGGCACUGAACUGAACGCUGCCUCCCGUCCACUGAAACACACGCCGUUCCUGGCAUACUUUGACCUAAACGCGCAGACUGUUGACCCGGUCGAGGUCGCUUGGCUCACAACCAUCAAAUUUGAGGAAGUCCCGGAAAGGUACAGGUUUGACGACAAAGCCCACAAGUGGAUUCUUAGGGAGGUGACUACAAAACCAGUGAUCGGAUCGAUCUACACAGUCUCCCCCAAGAACAGGGAGAGAUUCUACCUGCGCGCCCUCGUCAUGGCCCGCUGUGCACCCAGAAGCUACGCGGAUCUGCGAACGGUCGACGGCGUCCUCUACGACACCUUCAGGGAGGCGGCCGUCGCUCUCGGACUGGUCAGAGACGACGCCGAGUACCAGAGGUGUCUCGAUGAGGCCACCCUCGGCUCCACUCCUUUCAGCAUGCGCCUUCUCUUUUUGAUGAUCCUCUUGCACUGUGCACCCACCGAUCCCAAGGCUCUGUUUGAGCAGUUCUGGCGCUCCAUGGCCGGCGAGUUCGAGAGACGCGGGCUGCAAGCGGAGGACGUUCGCAAUCGACUCCUGCGUUACUUUGCCCGCAAACUCAAACUCAACAACGCGCAGCUGGACGUCUCUCUCUUCCAGGGCGUGGAUCUGGAAGGAGACGCCGACGUCCUCGAGUUUGACGAGGCCGCUCAGGCAGAUGCUCUUCCCACAGACGCAGAGCUCAUCGCUACCACCAGCCUGCUCAACGAACAGCAGAGCCGCGUCGUGCAGACUCUCGUCAGGGCGGUGGACGUCUACAAAAGCGGCGUGGGCCGCGUCGACAGUCUCUACUUUGUUGAGGGACCGGCCGGAACCGGCAAGACCUUCACGUACAAGGUGUUGUACGAUACUCUGGUGAAGUCUGGAAAAAAAGUUCUCUGUAUGUCCUUUACGGGGGUCGCGGCGUCUCUGUUGCCCUGCGGGCGAACCUUGCACUCUGCACUGGGACUGCCAGUGCCGCUCGACGCCAAGUCUGAAAGUCGCCUCGAGCCGCACAUGGACUCGUACAAGGCCCUCAAGGACGCUGACUUGCUCAUCAUUGAUGAGGUUUCGAUGGGACCGGUGCACGCAUACAACAUCGCCAACAAGUUGGUCAGGCGUGCCAAGAAUUGUAAAGAGUUCGAUGACCCAGAGUUUGGCGGCGUGCCGGUUCUUUUCGGCGGGGAUUUUAGGCAGCUCGCUCCCAUCUGCGGCGACAACGAGACCGAGCGCGAAAUUCACUUUCGCUACUCGCGUCUCUUUGAAAAAUGCACAGUUAUCAGCUUGGAGAAAAAUAUGCGCGCCAAUCCGCAAGAACUUGAGUUCGCCAAGCUGUUGCGGUCGAUCGGUGAAGGCACAGCCCCAACGCACCCCUCUCUGCCUCCCAAUUCUUUCAUUGUUCCCAGAGAAUGGGUCAUCGAGUCUUCCAAGCUGGAAGAUUUGCUCCAGUGGACGUUCGGCGAGGAUCCGGCGACCUCCGGCAAAGAGGCAUGCGUGCUUACCCACCUCAACGACAACUGCCGGCUCGUAAACUCCAUGGUCCUCCAACAGCUUCCCGGCGACGUGACCCACCUUCUCAGUGACGACAGCAUCGAAGAUGACGACCCGGACGACCCCAUUCUGAACGGUGACUACGGCAACGGCCGGAUGCCGGUGCUCCUAGAAGAGCUCAAUGACCACACCGACAACUCCAUCCCUGACCACAGCAUUCCAAUGAAAAAGGGUGCGGUCAUCAUCCUCAUGAGGAAUAUUGACGUCAGCUCGGGACUGGUCAACGGCACGCGGAUUAGUGUCUCCGACUUCUCCCGGACCCGCAUCCGCGGCACUGUGCUCAGCGGCAGCGAUAACAUCAAGGGCCGCGUUGUCGACGUCACCCGCAUUGACUUCUUCUGCGACGUCGGCGCCCUUCACCGCAUGAAGCGAGCCCAAUUCCCGAUCAAAUUGGCUUUCGCGAUGACCAUCAACAAAGCGCAGGGACUCACUUUGAAACGGGUCGGGUUGUACCUUCCCAAUUACUUGGAGGAGCACGGCAAACCAUACGUCGGCCUCUCGCGAGUAAAGAGCCCCGACGACAUCAAACUUCUCAUCCUGAAAGACACUCGUCAGGGCUACUGCCGCGAGAUCGGCCAGUGGUUCACUCACAAUCCCGUCCGGCGUGAACUCUGGGAUCUGCACAUGGAACGGCGACCCCCGGCUCCCCAACAGCCGCAGCCCCCGGCACCGGCCCUCAACAUUUACCAGAGGAUCCACCAGCUCGUCGGGCAGGAUCACGACGGUCAUGAAGACGAGGACAACAUUGUCGAGGAUGACUGUGGCGUGUCGCAGAUUAUCGCACCCUCGCCCAUCCCGAGCCCUCCUCGCACUCCCGAAGUGCAGCAACAAGAAGCUCCAUCGCCGCAGUUGUUUUGCACCCCUCAGUCGUCCCCCACCGUCCCACUUGAGGGUGUCGGUCAGAUGGUUACCUGCGCGAAAGCGAUCAGAAUCAACCAACUUUCUGCGGCAGACCUCCGUCGCAUGCAGGUCGUCUCGCACGCGUCCAGACCAACAAAGACGCUCGAUCGUUCGGCCAUGAUUGAGGUCGCCAGGGCCACGAGGAAAUUCCCGCACGAUCGACGAACCCUUUUGAGCGCCACUGCCAGAAGAGACGAGCAGCCUCAGGACUCUCCUCCGCUCGCGUCGCCGGACGGUUCCCCCGUGGUCACACAUCCCGAACCUCUCGACCUCGAAAUCCAGCCCGACAUCGACUUCCUGCGCAAGAAGGUUCACGACCGCAGGCUGAGCAGAAGCGAACCCACCGCCAGUCCCCAGGUGGUGCCCCUUAGCCAGGACUCUUCUUUCUCCGUGCCGGCAAUCGUGGACUCGGACAUGACGAAACGCACAUUCCAAUCUGACGAACUCUGCGCCAACGAGAACUGCGAGUUCUGCGUUCGCCUCAGAAAGCAGGGCAUCACAGAGUGCCCGUCCUACAUGGUCCUUGACCCCGAGAUGGAGAGCGCCCUCACCGACCUCGGGCUGUUUCAGGACCCUGACCCGAACGACGUCUACGACGAUCCGUACGACAUUGUUGACGUCUUGACCGGACACGACCUUUGAGCGAAAAACGCAUGUGUGAACAGUUUGAGUGCCAUGAGAAACUAUCGAAAAACCUGACAUUGCUGGAAUUCUGAGCAUUCUGCACGUACUGCGUCUCGCGGUGGUCACGUUGCGCGGCGGUUGAUCACUGUAAUUUCAAAUUCCUUUGCCACUCGGCAUUUCAAUUGAUAUUACCGGUGAGCCUCCGCUGCUCUCGUCCCAUUCCCGAGCGAGAUUGCGGUACACACGCACGGCUGAUCCUCCGCGAGUCUCGCCAACUCGAAAUUUUGUGUUUGCUCGAACACUGGAUCACGCCGAAACCCCGUCCAGGCAUGAUGGUGGUAGCCAUUUGGUUUCUGCACGUUUUUCACUUAGAGCAAUUCUAUUUGAAUAAUUAGCGGCCGCCAUUUAGAGCUACCAUCGAGCUGGUCAUGCCUGAGAAGCGACCGUGCAGACAUUACCUCCCACAAACCACCCAAUACGUGUCGUCUCUGACCUCAUGCCCAGCAAUAUUUGAAAUACAAUACUCUUCCUCGAUUGCCUGUGCUGCUCUCGCAUUGCUCAAUAUUUAACCACUCGCAUGAUAGAUAUUCAAAAAUAGUCCGCUCUAUGUUCCUCUUGCCACCGCCAAAACACUGCCCUGAUCUGUACUUACAAAAACUCGUCAAAGCCACAUUUGCACUGCACUGUACCUAAAAUGUACAACUACUGUCGCCUGCCAUUGCUCUAUUGUAAUUUUUGCCAAUGAAUGUAAAUCGCCUGAAUUAACACUAUUGAACUCGUAUGACAACGUAUAAAAAGUGAUUAAUAUGUAAUUGCGUGUGCUUCCUGACUGACAGCUGCAGGGUUUUCAGGGGUGGUUUUCCCCUGCAGUUUUGUUCGAGGUUUAGUCAAUUGCUUGCCCACCCCGCCAAUUCGUUACAGGCUUGCGAGCUCCCUCGCUGAAGCACUUCACACUUUACUCUUUAUUGCUGCAUAAUCCAUUGUUCUAACCAACUCACGACAUAUUUCUGUAUAAAACCAACAAUUCCUAUGAGUUCAAUGACCUUCAUCACACAAUUUCAGACUGCAAUACUUUAUUUCACGAUUGAAAUUGUAAUUUUACAUUAAUUCCGCCACCAUACUUCUGCUUUAAUUCAUUGAUAUUUGAUGACGAACUUGAUAUAAGAUGUGAAAUGGUACCAAAAAUGAUUAACAAUUGCAUUCAUAACAUUCUACAAUGUAUCUGUCGCCGACCUGAUUUGAUUUCACAAAUGUAUUUGAACUGAAUUGUAUUGUGUAAUAUUACUACGUAACAUAUUCGCCAUUGAUCUUAUGUAAACAAGACUACUUAUGGAAUAUAUCUUAAUUUCGUGUGAAAACUACUUUUUCACCAAAGCAUUUAAUUGAAAAGACAAAACAAAUGCAUUUUAAAUGUUUUUGUGUUUUCAAUAAUUGCUACUGCCUCUGAUCUUAUGUAAACAUGACGUAUGAAAAAAAAUAUUCAAAGAUAAACUAUCAAUUAAAAAUUCAUAUCUUUCAACUCAAAAUCCUUUGUUUCAAUUCAACAAUCAUCAUAUAAAAAAAAAAAAAAUGUUAACAACAAUUCAAUUCAACAAUCAUGAUAAACAGCUUUUUAUAAUGUAUGAAAAAAAAAUAAAUAAAUUACUGUUCAACAAUCAUCAUAUAUAGCAAUUAAAAAAUAACAACACAUAAAUUACCAUCAUUUCAAUUCAUACGAUUCUACACCAUCAUGCCUAAGGAUUCAUGGAGUUUAAAACCAAUUCAGUUCGUCUCCCCUGGAUUCCUCACGCAGCCCAACUACUUCCACCCUUCAACUUAUAGCCUACAGGGUGUUCCAAAUUGAUUCUUUACGCUGAUUUUUAUCUUUUUCUCGUUUUUCUCGUUUUAAACAUUAUUUUUCACAUUCUCUCCAAUUAAGUUUUGAUUAAAAAGAAAUUAACUUUAUACAGUCCCACAACAACAUUCCGAAAAUGCUUGCGUUUAACGCAAGCGCUUUAGCGCUUGUUUAAAAAUAAAGAAAAAUUGUUUUAAAAAUUUCUAGUAGGAAAGAAACAAUUGAUAAAAAAAUAGACAUUUAUGACAAACAAAUAGCGUUUUUCUACUUCUGAUUGAUGCAAGAUUUAUAAUUAACUUUCAGGAAGAAUUUAAAUAAAAUUUGUUGCAAAUGAUAUUAAGAAAAAAAAACUAAUGAAAUAGACCGAAUAAUUUAUUCCUCGUAUCAAAUUUUCUCUUCCAGAACAUUUAUAUAUCUUUUUGGUGGAUAAAUUUUUUCGGACUCGUUUGUAUUGAUUUUGGAUUGGACAGCGACACAACUGUGCAAUUUCACACCCAAUAAUAUCAAAAGAAUAUAAAUACUCCCAGCGCGAGCAUAAAAUUGUCACGUUGGAAAAUGAAAUCCUUUCGGCUGCGUGAACAAUAAAUCGGCCGGGGGGGCUUGGACGUCGUUUUUGCAGUUUGAAAAAGCGGCGGCCGGGAAUCAAAAAUGAAUAAUGGCGCGUCCGGAGCGCGUUAAUGCGAAAAAAUGAAGCUCUGCAGCCGAGUGCCCACUCACUUUGGCGGUGAAAUAUCGCCAUCAUUACCAAUAAAACGUGCUGCGAGAGCCACUCCUCGACAGCAACACGGCGCAAUAUAACACCGACCAACCACCACAUGUAUUGCAAUACACUCGCAUAAAUCCACGCGUGUAACAUCAUAAUAUCGGCGGGCGUUAUUAAAUAAUAAUGGUCUGAUUGCAACACUCGCUCCAUCAUUGGCAAUUAAGCACGCACAACACGCCAUUCAGAGGAGACGCCACUCUUCAGUGCGACGAUUUGCUAAUGGCUUUUCAGACUGCAGGAAAUGGCAUCGCCGAACGAUUCAACACGCAAAUCGCUAAAAAAAAUACAUGAGCAAAUUGGCGACUUUUAUUCAAAGACCUCAUCUCUCUCUACACCUAUUGUCUUUUCGCAGUUGACGUCGUGCAAAUAAAAGUGCCGAUGUGAAUAAACAACAAGUCGUCACUGAUUUAAUAUGCCGAUUGUGACACGAAUGACAUUUUGGAUAUUUGGCUUCGUGGAAAUGGUGCUUGUUGGCAUUACAUAAGGUGUAAUAAAAAUAGGGAAUCGAUUAACGGGUGUUUCUAGUUCUUGGAAUAACUAUGCAAAUUUGCCUACCGCAUUUUAAUUCAAUAUUACAAGGGAAAAAAUCUUAUUUAAAAACGUAUUUUGCAGAAGUAUCACAAUGUACAAUUUAAAACACACUCACUUAUCAUUUUUAUAAAAUAAAAAUUUUACAUACAGUUCUAGAUAAAUAUACAUCAGUUCAUGUGCAUAAUUAAAAAUUCUAUUAGAUCAACAAUUUAUGCCCUCAUACCAUGGAGAUCUACUAACGUUGUCUAAAUUCUCUAAAAUAAGCUAAUUUUAAACGAUGAAACGUUCUCAAUUGUUUCCAUAAAUCUGGAUUAAGCUUUAAUUUGAUUGAUUCAAAUGAAAUUGUUAAUUUAAUU